GGUCCUCCUAGCUAAUACUUCGUGCUCGCUACAUUUUCUCCCCUCGGUGUGCUCAACAUCAAACACAGCAGCGGAGUCAAGGGAGCAUAAGUGUGUUUCCAAAGACUGGCUUGAGGUGAGGCUCAGCUGGUGAGUGUUAUCAUCCUGUGCAUCAGCCUCUCUGCCAUGGCUACUUCACUGUCGUCACAGCUGCUGCAGCUGGCCGCACCGCAGACCUCCAUCUUUGACCACAAGCGCGACCGACGCUCCAUUUUAUUUGACCCAUCUGAAGCAGCAAAGUUUGGACGAGACGUUUAUUAUGAUAUUGGCUUGUCAGGCUAUGAGGUCCUUGCCGCCACUGACCCAGUUUUCCGACCGUUUGCUUCAAGUCUGUUUGGUCGCAGCAGCCACGACCUCCAGCGUGCGGUGGAGACGAGGGAGGUAAAUGCAAAGCUGGACUUGGAGAUAGAAAAGUUCCUCCUUCUUCUGUGCCCCUACCUGGAGAAGGAGGCAUCACUGAGGGCCCUGGAGUGGCUUGUGUACAGGUUUCAGAUUAAUGAAAUGAAUCAGCAGGCGCUCCUCAAAUGCAUCUUUCCAUACUACGAGUCGCCGCUCUUUACACGGAUACUGCAAGUCAUAGCUCUUGGAGGAGAGGGAGCAGAGUGGCACUGGCUGUCUGGCUGCCAGAAGGGCGUGAAGCCCCUCCCCAAGCGCACAGUCUUCGUACGCUGGGCCGGCAGCCAAGCAUUCCGGAACUUUGUGGCAGACUUUUUGAGAAGCAUGAUCAAGGUACAUGCCGGCCAUUGCACGCCUGCCAUUGUUGCGUCGUUCUUCAUCACCACAGUCUUGGGUGGCCUUGGGGCGACAGAGGUGAGAGAGGAGCACCUUUCCAGCAUGGCCAAGAGCUUGCCACACUGCCUUGCGUCAAGCCAGGAGCAGCUUGUAAGUGGCUGUUACCUGCUGCUGUCAACCCUGGCCAGCAAGACACGCCUGGCUCCCACCCUCACCUUCUCACUCAUGGAAGCUCUUAUAAAGAAUCACCCGCCACCCCCGGCACUCGUGGAGCAGUGCCUGUUAUGCCUGCUGGUCUUGGCACACCACCAACCCCUGAAGGAGCUGGCACCUGAGACAGCAGUGGCUCUGUGUGGCACAGCACUGCUGGAAGGCCUGGCACAAGUGGCGAAGGAGAGGAGUGUGGCGGCUCUGCUCUCUCCCUAUGUUGCGGGUUAUGUUAGGUACCUCACUGGGGGAGAGGAGGAAACACUUCGGAAAGAAAAGACCAUUGUUAAAUUUGACAAGUUUAUGGAUGAACUGUUCUCCCUCCCACUCUCUGACUCAGAUGCUGCCAAGGUUAUGUGGUCACUGUAUGAAGCAGUGCGCACCCAUCUCAGCGCCCUGCAGUCUGCCCCGAGCCUGUUGGCAGCCGUGGGUAGGGCAGUGAGGGCAGUGGAGACUGUGCACCCUCAGGCAUACACAGAGGCCACCACUCGCCUCGCCCAGCGGCAGGAUGACCCUGGGCUUGGGGGAGAGUACAGGAAGGUGCUGCGGUCGCUGGUGCUUCCGGCGAGUGGGUCGUCUGGCAGCUUCACACAGCUGCUCCACCCACAGGAAACUUUGAGGGAGGAGGCCAGCAGGGCCUACCUCAAGAAGCUGGACAGAGAGGAGCAGUCCGGGGGAGCCACCGUGCUGCACGUCCGCAGCAUGCUGUCUGAUGACCACCCACCAAUUCCUCUUAUGGCACUCUCCACACCGGUGGCACUGGCAGCACUCCCGCCUCCCGUCCUGGCUGAGCAGUGUUGCCGCCUACUGUCCAAGAGUGGGAAAGGAUGGCAGGCAGUACGAGAGGCAAGUUUGGCGGCCCUCUCAGGCAGUGCUGCGGCUCACUAUGACAGCAGCACAAGCCAUUUGGUGCUGUCUACCUGCCUUCCUUAUGUCCUGCUGCCCAGGACCUUCAGUGACCUCGUGCUGGCCAAGAUUUUGCUUAAGUCUCAGCUUGCCAAGAAGACUGCCUUCCUGUCAGCACUGAAGAGAGAGGCUGCACCGUGCCUACACAGUGGAGGAAAGGCGAGGGACUACGCUGAAAAAAUCUGGAGUGGCAUGCCCAGAGUUGUGUCUGGCUUUGGUGCCUCUGAGCUGCUGUCCCUGUGCGGUGUGUCAGAGAGCAGCAGAGAAGGAGCUGCUGAGGCCAAGGUAAUGGCGCUGGCCCUUCUCCACGCAUCACUAGGCAUGCAGGGAGCCAAGGAACACCUGGGACUCAAGCUGGCCCACAAGCUGAUUGACCUGUGUUUGGUUUUACUGGAAACUGGGAAGGCAGCGACAGGGCCCGCAGCGCCGCCCAAGAACAAUGACUGUGGAGGUGAUGCCCAGGGACUGUCUCUGGACCAGCUGCGUGUGGCUCUGGCUCAGGUGGGCCAGGGCCACCCUCCCCUUCACCUGCUGACUGCCUGCGUCCUGCGUGUGUGUGCAGCCUUCACUCUGCCCCGAGCCUGUGCCCACACUCCCUACUGGACCCCAAUGAUGGAGAGUGAGCCAGGCGAGGGCCACUUGCUGCUGCUGAUCAAAGUGCUGAAGGCAGCACUGAGGCUGGAGGCUGCCUGCAACACAGCAGGCUGCAAUGCAGUGCUUGUCAAAGUUUUCAAGGUGUGUAUUUACCUGUAGUCUGUCCCAGCCAGA
This is a messenger RNA of Eriocheir sinensis (Chinese mitten crab), 2652 nucleotides long. Its product is annotated as HEAT repeat-containing protein 1 homolog. Gene Ontology annotation, molecular function: snoRNA binding. Gene Ontology annotation, biological process: positive regulation of transcription by RNA polymerase I; maturation of SSU-rRNA from tricistronic rRNA transcript (SSU-rRNA, 5.8S rRNA, LSU-rRNA). The record is from RefSeq and is a predicted model, not a curated record. The coding region runs from base 166 to 2637 and encodes 823 amino acids. Gene Ontology annotation, cellular component: small-subunit processome; t-UTP complex; 90S preribosome. Lineage: Eukaryota; Metazoa; Arthropoda; Malacostraca; Decapoda; Varunidae. The transcript is spliced from 13 exons.